This is a messenger RNA of Plasmodium fragile, 609 nucleotides long. RefSeq names its product ribosomal protein L13. Gene Ontology annotation, cellular component: ribosome; cytosolic large ribosomal subunit. Gene Ontology annotation, biological process: negative regulation of translation; translation. NCBI's taxonomy places the organism in Eukaryota, Apicomplexa, Aconoidasida, Haemosporida, Plasmodiidae. The transcript is spliced from 2 exons. The record is from RefSeq and is a predicted model, not a curated record. Gene Ontology annotation, molecular function: mRNA binding; structural constituent of ribosome. Bases 1 to 609 code for a protein of 202 amino acids.
AUGUAUAAAAAGGUGUACGUAAUCGACUGCAAGGGACACUUGCUUGGAAGGUUGGCCUCUAUAAUCGCCAAGGAGCUUCUGAACGGCCAGAGGGUAGUCGCAGUGAGGUGCGAAGAUAUCAACAUAUCAGGCAGCUUAUACAGGAACAGGCUAAAGUACCAGGAAUUUUUAAGGCUUCGAACGAACACGAACCCUAAAAAGGGACCUCUACAUUUGAGAGAGCCCUCGAAAAUUUUGUGGAGAUGUGUGAGGGGAAUGUUACCACACAAAACGUACAAGGGAAAAAUUGCCCUUAAGAAACUGAAGGUAUUCGUAGGCAUGCCAUACCCAUAUGAUAAAAAGAAAAAGUACGUUUUACCAAGUGCCUUAAGAGCAUUCAGAUUGAAGAAGCACAGAAGAUAUUGUCGACUUGGCACAUUAAGUUCAAGAGUGGGUUGGAAUUAUGAUGAGCUGGUAAAGAAAAAUGAAGUGUCCAGGAAAAAGCUGAGUAAAUUAUAUUAUAAAAAGAAAAUGAGUGUACUGAACGAGAAGAAAACUUUAAAGACGGAAGCCCUGAAUAUGAUCAACCCUGAGGAACGCAAGGUGUUGGAGAAUUUUGGAUACGCGUAG